Messenger RNA from Dictyostelium purpureum, 2794 nucleotides. RefSeq names its product acetylglutamate kinase. Gene Ontology annotation, cellular component: mitochondrion; cytoplasm; mitochondrial matrix. Gene Ontology annotation, molecular function: N-acetyl-gamma-glutamyl-phosphate reductase (NADP+) activity; L-glutamate N-acetyltransferase activity, acting on acetyl-CoA as donor; NADP+ binding. Gene Ontology annotation, biological process: L-arginine biosynthetic process. Lineage: Eukaryota; Evosea; Eumycetozoa; Dictyosteliales; Dictyosteliaceae. The transcript has a single exon. The coding region runs from base 220 to 2733 and encodes 837 amino acids. The record is from RefSeq and is a predicted model, not a curated record.
CUCACACAAUUGUAAUUUGAAAAAAAAAAAAAUAUAAAUAAAUAACAAAUAGUAUUAUUAUUUAUUUAUUUUAUUUAUUUUUUCAUAAUAAUUUAUUUAAAAAUAAAUUCCAACAAAUUACAGUACAUUAAAUAUAUAUAUAAAUAGUUUUUAAAUUUUUAUUAAAUAAAUAAAUAAUAAUUUCACUUUUUAAAAAAAAAUACAAAUUAAUAAAAAAAAAUGAUUAAAAACUCAAAUAAAAUUAUUAAUUUAACUAAGAAUUUAAAAACUUUAAAUAAAACCAGUUACAAAUGUUUUUCAACAGGAUCAAGUGUUUCAACCAAUAACAUUUACAAUCAAAUUAAAAAGAUUGACGAAUUUGUUAACAAAAAGCCAUCAGUUACCAGAGUCAUCAGUUCAGGAGCACAAGUUAAUUUUAAUGAAAAUAAGAUUGGAGCUCAAGCUACUGCCAAUAUUUAUUCAAAGAAUGUUAAAAUUGGAGAGAAGAAGCAAAUUGUAUUAGUCAAGAUUGGUGGUGGUGUUAUUGAAUCUGAUUUAUCAUCAUUAAUCAAUUCAUUAAAUUUCCUUAGAAAGAUAGGUUUAUUCCCAAUUGUUGUACACGGUGGUGGUCCACAAUUAAAUGCCGAAUUAGAGGCCGCAGGUGAAACAGCUGAAUACGUUGAAGGUCUCAGAGUUACUCCUCCAUCUGUUUUAGCUAUUGCUCAAAGAGUUUUCCUUAGAGAGAAUUUAAAAAUUGUCGAAGCUUUAGAGUCAAGUGGUACCAAGGCAAGACCAAUUACUCAAGGUGUUUAUCAAGCUACUCCUUUAGACCCACAAUUAUAUGGUUUUGUUGGCAAUGUCACUAAAAUUCACACUAAUGCUUUAGCCUCAUGUAUUACCAACGAUUACGUACCAGUUAUCUCUUCAUUGGCCAUGACUCCAGAAGGUCAAGUACUCAAUAUUAACGCCGAUGUUGCCGCUUUAGAAUUAGCUAAAUCUAUUAAUCCACUUAAAAUUCUUUUCAUCAAUACUACUGCUGGUAUGAAAGAUGGUGAUGGUAAAGUUAUGCAACAUAUUAGAUUGGAUGAACAAUACGACGGCUUAAUGAAACAACCAUGGGUCAAACAUGGCACCAAAUUAAAGUUAAAGGAAUUCAAGAGUUGUCUCGAUGUUUUACCACCAUCAACUUCAAUCACUAUUACUUCACCAGACCUCUUAAUGAAAGAAUUAUUCUCAAAGAAAGGUAGUGGUACAACCGUUGAAAGAGGUGAAGUUAUGCUCUCUAGUGAAUCUUCUAGCUUUGAAGAAAGUAAAUUCUUUGCUUUAGUCGAAAAAUCCUCAACCCAUAAAAAUAGAAUCGAUUUCCAACAACUUAAAAAUGAUAUCUCAAAAGGUUCAAUUAAAGUAUAUGUCAAUAACUACUAUACCGCUGGCUUAAUCGUUAGAAAAGUCAAAAACUAUAACUUUGUUGAUCAAUUCCUUUUCUUUAAUAGUGCUGUUCAAUCCACUGAAGAUUCAGAAUCUAUUUUCAAGAAAUUAUUUGCUACAGAUAAAUUUGUUUGGAAACAAUCCCCAAGUGAAGAGAGUGAUUUAGUUACAGAUUGGUUCAAGAAAGUAGCUCAAGGUUACAGCUUCAAUGCCAAAACCAAUGAAAAAAUCUAUUGGACCAAUAUCGAAACCAACGAAAUUGAAUCAGUCCUCAAUGAAGUUUCAAAUCAAUCAUCAAAUACCUAUUUAAAUAGUAUCUCAAAGGGUGGUGCAUCAGCAUCCGAUAAAGUUUUACCAGAUAAAUCACGUAAAUACCGUGUUGGUUUAAUUGGUGCUAGAGGUUUCACUGGUGGUAAUUUAGUUAGAUUAAUCGAUAACCACAAACAAUUAGAGUUAGCAGUCGCAUCAUCCUCAACAAACUUUGGCAAGCCAGUUACUACCGAAUUCCCAAGUUUAAAGAGUGACUUGAAGUUUGAAAAUGUUAAACCAGAAAACGUUGAUAUCUUUACUCGUGAUCACGGUAUUGAUGGUUGGUUCUUAGCUUUACCAGAUAAAAUUUCAGCUCCAUACGUUGAAACCUUAGAAAAAUCAAAUGAAAGACCAGUCUUAGUAGAUUUAUCAUCUGACCACAGAUUUGAUGACAAAUGGACCUAUGGUCAACCAGAAACAAACAGAGCUAUCAUUAAAGAAUCUAAAUUAAUUGCUAAUCCAGGUUGUUAUGCCACCGGUAUGUUCUUAACAUUAAAACCAUUCAUUGGUGAUUUAGUCUCACCACCAUCAUGCUUUGGUAUCUCUGGUUACAGUGGUGCUGGUAGCAAACCAAGUGAUAAAAAUGAUCUCAAUCGUUUAAGCAACAAUAUUUUACCAUACAAAUUAGUUAAUCACACUCACGAACUCGAAGUUGGUCAUCAAUUAGGUUCACCAAUUUUCUUUAUGCCACACGUUGGUCAAUUCUUCCAAGGAAUUACUUUAACCAUCUCUAUGGAAUUAAAAUAUCCACUCACCAAAGAACAAGUCAUCCAACGUUAUCAAAAAUACUAUCAUAACGAACCAUUAAUUAAAAUUGACAAAGAUGGUAUCCCAGAGGUUAAAGCAAAUAGUGGUAAACAUACUGUUACUAUUGGUGGUUUCGCUGUUAAUGGUAAUCAUUUAGUUGUUGUUACUACUUUAGAUAAUUUAUUAAAAGGUGCUGCAACACAAGCUUUACAAAAUCUCAAUUUAACAUUAGGAUUACCAGAACUUUCAUCAAUUGAAGAUGAAUUAUAAUUAAAUAUAUAACAAAUAAAGAGAAAUAAAUUAAAAACUAGUUUUUUUAUUUUUUUAUUUA